CUGCCUCUCUCGAUUCGAAUCGGUAUAAAAGGCGAAUCCCGGAGGCGUGCCGGGGAUAGUCGUCGGUGAAAUUUCGCGGAACAUGAGAGGCUCGCUGGGAGGAACGAUAAUAUUGGCUACGUGUUUCGCAGCCUGCGUGGCAGUCUGCCGUCCCGGAUUGAACGGAAGGAAUGAUUGGUACCAAUGCGAGAGGUUGAACGAAAUAAGCGAAUCGGUAUUGCCAUUUGGCGCGGUCGGAUUGAAUAUCGUGGAAUCGAAUCUGAGCACGAUUCGGGCCGGCUCGUUCGCCAAACUUUCCGAAUCGUUGGAACAGUUGAACAUAACCGGAUGCGGCGUGGAAACGAUCGAGCCGGGGGCUUUCAGCGGUCUCGGCAAAUUAAAAGUAUUGGGUUUGGUUGAUAACAAGAUCCGAAGCAUCGACGCAUCUUGGAUCAGGGACGUGGCGAGGAGUCUGAAGGCGUUGAUCGUGUGGCGUAAUCGGAUCACCGACAUAGAUCCCCAAAUUUACGAUCUGUUGACCGAGUUGGAAGUUUGGGACAUCGCCCACAACGAGCUCUCCAAUUGUCUACAACCGGAAACGUUGAAGAAGCUGAAGAAACUUGGAACGAUCUUGAUCGCGGGCAACCCGUGGGCGUACAGAUGUCGCUUUUCCAUGACUUGGUAUCUGGGAAGGAAUCACAUACGUUUCAUCAGGGAUUGGGGCAUAACCGAUCUUCUGAUCGAGGAGUGUCUGGCUCACGAGCCAGGUGCGCAGCAAGAUGACGCGAUUCUGAACAAAUGCGUGGACAGGAAGAUCGCUUCCUCGGACUCGUUGCCUCAAAGCGUGGCCGGGUUGAACGAGCAAGUUCGAGAAUUGACCCGGAAACUUCACAGUUUAGAGGCUGACGUGGCCAGGUUGAAGAAGUCUGGGAUCUAAUUCCAUUCGUUCAAUUGUUUUUUUGAUAUCG
This is a messenger RNA of Apis dorsata (giant honeybee), 947 nucleotides long. RefSeq lists its product as uncharacterized. The coding region runs from base 83 to 916 and encodes 277 amino acids. Gene Ontology annotation, molecular function: protein binding. The record is from RefSeq and is a predicted model, not a curated record. Lineage: Eukaryota; Metazoa; Arthropoda; Insecta; Hymenoptera; Apidae. The transcript is spliced from 2 exons.